Molecule: messenger RNA, 790 nt
Organism: Xylona heveae TC161
Lineage: Eukaryota; Fungi; Ascomycota; Xylonomycetes; Xylonales; Xylonaceae
Exons: 1
Coding region: 227-709 (160 amino acids)
Source: RefSeq, a predicted model, not a curated record
UUUGCUGGAGAGACAUUAUCAUCACUCGAGGAGCUGUUCAUUCUUAGUUAUGUAUCUAUGACAAUUGGGUUUUGGUCUGUUAGGAAUUGUGGGAAUUUACGCUGUUGCGGCAGUAUUCUUUUCGAGCUUUAUGGAAUUGCUGAAAAAACGGGAUUUUCAGUCAUUCAACUAUGUAUGGUGUAUAUUCAUUUAGGGGUAACUUUUGUUCAUCUUUCUUUCAAUCUCCAUGUCCAUUUUCCUUUCCAUUUUCCUUUCCAUUUUCCUUUCCAUUUUCCUUUCCAUUUUCCUUUCCAUUUUCCUUUCCAUUUUCCUUUCCAUUUUACAUUUUUCCAACUUUCGACUCUUUCCUCCUCUUGCUUUUUUCCCGAGUUUGCAUACUACCUUUUCCUUUCCAAAAUUCCCGCACAUACAUAUAUACAUACAUACUACUUUGUCCUAUUUUUGUUUUUCCCCCCUCCCUUUUUGGUUUACCGUUUGUCCACAAGAAGUCAAUAGGGCAACCUUCAACGCGGAACGCGCGCCUUUCUUAGCCUUAUCAAAAGCCUUUACUACGUUAUAUUUUUCUUAUAUUUGCAUCAUAUUUGUGGAAUCGAGGCGCUUCAUGGUCUUUAUUUUAUUUUAUUUUUUUUUCUUGUCUUUUCUUUCUUUCUUUCUUUCUCUCUUUCCUUUUUUGGGACCUUUAUUUAAAAACCAUCAGAUCAUCCAUUGAUAUACUCCUCAAUAUAUUUUCAACCUCUAUUAGUCUCUCCGCAUUUGUGUCAUCUAGUUUAUUGCAUUCCAUUGAGUGAUU